AUGGGUGAAAAGAUGGUUUUGGAGGAAAUCUUCGAACUUGGGGAAGCUGCUGUUAUGUUUGCGUCGGGCGUUGUUCUUUGCGCCAGGCGCGAUGACAGUGGUGACACAUUUUCUGGGGCCAUGCUGGGCGCAUAUAGCCCGUGCCAUAGAGAUGAUGCAGCAAGAGCUGCAGUUGGUCCAGCAAGACCUGCAGGGUCGCAGGAAAGCCGAGAUCUUGUUGAGUUUCGAAAGUGUAAUCCUCCACAGUUUGCAGGAGAUGUAGAUCUAGAGGUAGCUGGCCGCUGGAUCCGUGAGCUAGAGAAGAUCUUUACUGUCCUGGGAUGUCCUCUAGAGAGGAGGCUAGCUUAUGUUGUGUAUAUGCUUGUUGGGGAGGCUGAACAUUGGUGGAGAGGCACCUAUCAGAUGCUUGCUGCCAGAGGAGUUAUAGUUGACUGGGAAUGCUUCAGGACGGUGUUCAUGGAGAAGUACUUCCCUGAGAGGGUGAGGCACGCUAAGGAGGCUGAGUUUAUGAGGUUACACCAGGGAGGGAUGACAGUUUCUGAGUAUGCGAUGAAAUUCAAGCACUUGGCUCAUUUUUAUUCGCACGGUAUAGCUGAGGCCUGA
Cajanus cajan (pigeon pea) is the source of this 603-nucleotide messenger RNA. Lineage: Eukaryota; Viridiplantae; Streptophyta; Magnoliopsida; Fabales; Fabaceae. The record is from RefSeq and is a predicted model, not a curated record.